ACAAGUAUAUAUUGUACGCUCGUAUUCUUAGGAGACUUCGGAUGCGCUCACCAUCUGGACUCGUUAACGAAUACUGUAAAAAUGACCCGCUACUACCCGACUAUUUUCACUCUUGUAAUCUUUCAAGGCACAUUUCUUGGGCUCGUAGCGUACGAUGCAGACAAUGCCACCGCUCUUUAUGCUGCAUUCAGCGACCUCCUCAAUAAACAACCGGAGAAGGGCCAGUAAUGACACAGGAAUAGGGAAGCCAAAUGUCUACGAUUUACAUGCGAAACUGGCAAAUUGCACCGAGACACAAGUCCCGCCCGGUCCAUGCAUGCAGGUGCCGAAUUGGCCAGGACUAGAUAACGUCACGAAGGUACUCUGGGAGUACAGUUACCCAGGGCAGUGUGGAAUUUUUUUCUUUUGGAAGUUUGAACAUCGAUACUGUGAGCUCCACAUUCGAGAAGAAGGACUUCCAGGGCCAAAAACGCACGACAUCUACCAUGUUUGCCAGACAUUAUAUAGAUACACCUGCGAAUACAAUUUCACAGUGCCAGCAGGUUACAAUGUGUCAAUGCAUUAGCAUGUUAAAUAAAAAUGCAACUUAACGUCUGUAAGAGUUCUUUGAAAAGCUUAAGCUAAAAUACCGGUUGUGUAUCAGCUGUAAAUAACGCUGAGCAUGCCACUGUAUAAGAAAGGGAAAAUAG
Messenger RNA from Rhipicephalus sanguineus (brown dog tick), 689 nucleotides. RefSeq lists its product as uncharacterized. NCBI's taxonomy places the organism in Eukaryota, Metazoa, Arthropoda, Arachnida, Ixodida, Ixodidae. The transcript has 4 exons. The record is from RefSeq and is a predicted model, not a curated record. Bases 155 to 565 code for a protein of 136 amino acids.